GAAGUCAGCAUAUCAAUUGUUGUCACUGGCCAUGUCUUUAAACCAAACAAAGGGUUCAUCGGCUGGAAAAGCAAACAGGACAACAGAACACACGAACGACAGCUAAAAGGCGAAUCUUUCAAGAAAAGAUAUAAUUAAAGCCCGAAAGCUAAGGAGCGUUUUCUUAACGUCAUGAGCCAGACAGAACCUUGCUAACUUUGCACGAACAAGUUGAAUGAAAUCGAUUCAAAAGUAAUUCCGGUUUGGAUCACAUUGUAUAAGGGAUAAUGCGCGAUAUAAAGUCAUGACUGGAGGACUAGUAGAUACUUGUUUGACAAGCUUCAUAUGCAUGCCCAGCUUCUCAAUAUCAAGAAUCAAAAAAAUACUCGUAAUUUUUCAAGUAUUUGUUAUAGCAUUGCUGUUUCUGCAGUAUUUUCAACUGGACCAAACAAAUUACGGAAAAGUCAUCAAAUCACACAAAUUUACAACAACCUGCAAACGAAUUAUAAAGGGCGACCGAAUAGCAAUUAGAAAAGCUGAAAUGAUUAUGAACCACUUUCCGAAACAGCCCUUCUCUCCUGAGAGUUAUAUCAAACUUGCUAGCAAUUGUGAAAAAUUUAAAAAUGAAAGAGGUUAUUUUAUGAAAGCUUUAAGUGAAAAUGAAGCUAAAUUUCCUAUUGGUUAUACUAUUAAUAUUCAUAAAGAUAUAGAACAAUUUGAAAGACUUCUUCGCGCAAUUUACAGACCUCAAAAUUAUUACUGCAUACAUGUUGAUAAAAAAUCACCAGAUGUUUUUCACCGUGCUGUUGAAAAGAUUGUAAGUUGCUUUUCAAAUGUAUUUAUUGCUUCUCGCAUCAUUGAAGUAAAUUGGGCUGAAUUUUCUGGACUUGAAAGUACAUUAACAUGUAUGAAAGAUCUUUGGGAAAGAUCAAAGUUGUGGAAAUAUCUCAUCAAUUUGACUGGACAAGAGUUUCCUUUGAGAACUAAUAGCGAAUUAGUGGAUAUAUUACAGAAGUUAGGAGGGAAAAGCAUGGUUUAUGGAACCCAGCCAACAAACAGUUUGAUAAAGAAGCGUUUCAUUUAUGUUUACAAUGGAACGAAACCAACGCGGAAACGUAAACGGCCAUUUCGACAAAACUUCAAGUUUUACAAAGGUUCAACAUAUGUUGUUCUAUCACGUGCCUAUAUCAACUUCACUUUGCACGAUCAGUUGGCAAAAGAUUUCUUGAAAUGGGUAAAAAAUACAGGGUUUCCCGAUGAGACGUAUUAUGCAACGUUGUACACGAAUACCAACUUUGAUAAACGUUUUCAAAACAACUCAUAUCGACCACCACGUAUACGUCAUGUGAACUGGGGCUCGUUUGGUUGUCAUGGCAAAGUUGUUAGAAAUGUCUGUAUUAACGGUAUUGGUGAUUUAACCAGGAUUACAACAGAAGACGCUUUAUUUGUAAACAAAUUUCAUCUAGAUUAUCAAUAUUUAGCUUUAGAUUGCUUAGAACAAUGGUUCCAUAAUAGAAUUUUGACGAACCAGAUGAACUAGCUGCUGGUCAACUGACCGUUUGUUUAAACAUAUGGUUUAAAGGGAAUUACAUUUGAGCGUAGCCCGG
Dendronephthya gigantea is the source of this 1586-nucleotide messenger RNA. RefSeq names its product beta-1,3-galactosyl-O-glycosyl-glycoprotein beta-1,6-N-acetylglucosaminyltransferase 3-like. The transcript has 5 exons. Bases 284 to 1519 code for a protein of 411 amino acids. Gene Ontology annotation, molecular function: acetylglucosaminyltransferase activity. Gene Ontology annotation, cellular component: membrane. NCBI's taxonomy places the organism in Eukaryota, Metazoa, Cnidaria, Anthozoa, Malacalcyonacea, Nephtheidae. The record is from RefSeq and is a predicted model, not a curated record.